Messenger RNA from Astrephomene gubernaculifera, 1477 nucleotides. NCBI's taxonomy places the organism in Eukaryota, Viridiplantae, Chlorophyta, Chlorophyceae, Chlamydomonadales, Astrephomenaceae. The record is from the annotation of a GenBank genome assembly.
GUUUCCCGACAAAUCACGUUAUAAUAUGUUCCAUAAGAGAUUAGCACCUGGACAGCAGUUUCACGUGGGCUAACUGUGAUGAGCAAUUGAGGCUAACCUUCUGUUGGGUCGCUUGCAUAGACUUCACACCAUGGGACGUUCAAUUCUCCUAGGUCUUAAGGAAAUACAUUGUCAAACGGCCCUAGCGUCACCACCUUUGCCAAAGGCUGCUGUGGCCAUCUCCUCAGUACCGCAUCCGCUGCUGCGCCGCUCAGCUCGGUUACGCUCAACUCCCUUUGAGACAUGCAACGCGUCAAAUGAAAUAUCCAAUGCGGCUUCAGCUUGUCGACAGCAAUCACAGCGCAACAGUUGGGAUAGCGGUCGCGGUGCAUCCACUGAUGUAUGGUUGCAAUUCAACCCUACAGACCACGUCGCGGACCUUACAACCGAUGCCGACUUCAUAACUGAGGCCCAACGCUACGAGUGGCCAGGACUGCAAGCCUGGCGCGCCCGCGGCAUUGAUCGUCGCCUCCGCUGGGGCCCGGCCCCCACCUCCGGCCCCCUUCCUGCCGGCGCCCCCGAACUCGUCUUGGAGCAGGAAGCUCCCACCCUGGAGUCAGUCCUGCUACUGCAGCAACAGCAACAGCAACAGCAACAACAACAGCAGCAGCAGCAGUCACAGGUGCGGCAGCCGUACUGCCCUCAUACCCAGCAGCAGGACCUGCAUACCUCUCCGCUGCCUCCUCCUCUCCCUCCGCAGCAGCAGCCCCCUUAUCCUGCUCCUCCUCCUCCUCCUCCGCAGCAGCAGCAGCAGUCCCCCGCCGCGCCCCGCCUGCCGCCCGCCAGUUUGGUGGAUGCCGGGCUGCAGGUGCUGCUCACCGCGUGCCCCACCACCAAGGCGGCGCUCACACACGCGGCGUGGGCGGCGUACCUGCAGGGGCGGCUGCCACUGAGGAGCGGGGAGGGAGAGGGUCUGCGCGCGGAGGGAGAGCGGCGGGCGCAAGGAGGGGUGCAGGCGGAGGCGGGUGGUGGCGUGGAGGACAUAGAGCACCGCCAAUUGCAGCAGCAGCAGCAGCACGAGCAGCAGCAGCAGCAGGAUGUACGGCACCAGCAGCAGCAGGGGCAGUUGCGGCGGUAUGUGCUGCCGGAGCGGCCAGCCCGGCCGGAGCGGCCCCGCCUGGUGCGACCCAAGGAGAUCCCCGGCCACGCAGCCUCGCCUCUGGGCCUCGGCGGAUACAUGCUCCACAACCUGGCCCACAUUGAGCUGAACGCCAUCGACCUGGCAUGGGACACGGUGGUGCGCUUCUCGCACCUGGGGCUGCCCCGCCAGUUCUAUGAGGACUUCGCCCGGGUUGCUGACGACGAGGCGCGGCACCUGUGCUGGUGCCUGCAGCGGCUGGGCGAGCUGGGGGCGGCGUACGGGGACAUGGACGCGCACGACCUGCUGUGGCAGGGGUGCGCCGCGUCGGCUGGGGAUGUGCUGGCAAGGCUGGCGGUG